Messenger RNA from Petromyzon marinus (sea lamprey), 3406 nucleotides. The record is from RefSeq and is a predicted model, not a curated record. Lineage: Eukaryota; Metazoa; Chordata; Hyperoartia; Petromyzontiformes; Petromyzontidae.
AUGACUUACCGGAGUAAUGGCCUGAGUAAUAAAUCGCACGGUUGCACCUUUAACACCUUUCAGAGUAUUGUGAGGGAGCCCUGGUGCAGUGGUGCCAGCUCAGCGUCUCUGACCUCUGGGCCACCCGGCCACUUUACUUUUUUCGCGUUUGACCUUUCAGAUGUGGAGGCGACGGGGGGAAUUGUCCGCCCGUGGCCACGCAGCGGACCGCGAAUCCUCAUCAUCGGCUGCGGAUUAGCGGGGCUCGGAGCCGCAGUGACCCUGGCCAAGAGCGGCGUCCGGGGAUCCAAGCUGUUGGUGCUGGAGGCGCUCGACCGAGCCGGAGGCCGCGUCCACACGGCUCGGCCAUUCCGUCUGGGGCAUGCCGCCGAGUUGGGCGCUGCGUGGAUCCACGGGGAGAAUGGAAACCCUCUGUACAGGCUCGCCCACAUGCACGGACUGCUGGCCACUGGCAGGGCUAGCGGCCAGGAUGGAGGGGAUCAACAGAAGGACGGGGAUGACAACGAGGAGUACCGCAUGUGCGAGCCGAGCUGCUACCUGCCAGACGUGGACCACUUCUUCACGGAACGCGGAGAGCGACUGCCCUCGGGCACAGUGUCUCAGGUUUGCAAGCGUUUCAGCGAGAUCAUGGGCGACGCUUUCGGAGAGACCGACAGAGUGUACGGGGGCACUGGUGGCACCGAGGCUCGUUCUGCCGCAACGGGUCACAGGAGCGUGGGAGACUUCCUGGAUGAAAAAUUCUUCUCGCCGUCAGGAUCCUGGGACGAGGCGAGCAAAGGCGUGUUCGAGUGGUGCAAGCGCAUCGAGUGCACGGACGAGGCGUGCUCCUCCAUGUACGAAUUCAACCUCUCGGAGCUGGGUCACUACUCGGGGUUUGAGGGCCGCUUCUUCAAUUCGCUGGGGCCCCGCGGAUUCAGCGCCAUCGUAGACACGCUGGUGGAUCGUCUGCCCGCGGGCAGCGUGAUCUUUAACAAGGCGGUGUCCUCCAUCCACUGGGGCCUCCGUACAGAACAGACCGCAGCCGAGGGAGUCGCAGGUGCCCACCCAGUACGGGUCGUGUGCGAGGAUGGAUCGGAGUUCCACGCUGAUCAUGUCAUCGUCACAGUAUCGCUGGGAUACCUGAAGGCCAACGGGGCCUCCAUGUUCCAUCCGCCGCUGCCACCGAGGAAGCUGAGGGCCAUCGAGCGCCUGGGCUUCGGCGCCGUCAGCAAGAUCUUCCUGGAGUUCGAGAGCCCCUUCUGGCCGGACGGCUGGGACAGUAUGCAGUUCGUGUGGAACGAGGGGCCAGAGGAUCGAGCCAUGUACGACAGGACAUUGGAGGUCCCAACAGGUUCAGAAGGAGGAUCUGCCAGAACUGCAGGCUCGUGGAAAGACAGCUGGUACAAGAAGAUCACCGGCUUCAACUCGGUGGCACGACACCCGAACGUGCUGUGCGGCUGGGUGACCGGCAGAGAGGCGCGGCACAUGGACACGCUGGAGUCAAGCGUGGUCGGGGACAUGUGUGUGAGGUUGCUGCGGCAGUUCACGCGGCUGCCCGUGAGCCGGCUGGUGCAGGUGCUGGUGACCACGUGGAACAAGGAUCGCUUCUUCCAGGGCGCCUACACCUACAUCCCUCUCGGGGUGAACGCGCGCACGGAGCAGCAAGCCCUGGCCGAGCCUGUACCUGGGCGCAGAGACCCCCAGGUGCUGUUCGCAGGCGAGGCGACGGACGUGAACUUCUACACGACCACACACGGAGCGCUUUUGAGCGGACAGAGGGAGGCUCGGCGUCUGCUGAACCGCUACACUCCGCCUGCCGCGCUCUGAACUCCAUAGGUGGCGGGUGAACAUGUUAUUUGGGGAAAUUAAAUAUACCUUUUAAAUACAACAAUCCCUAGCCAAAUCGCGUGGUUGGCAAAACCGCGGUUGGCUAUAUGAACGCCUUAAGGGAAAUAGGGGGUUAUGGCAACCAUGGGCGCGGUCACACUCGUGAAAGCCCAAGUCGCCUGUGCCUUCACUAAACACAAAUAUAAUACUGAGGGUUGAAGUCCGUGGUGACGACGAUGGCGCUGAUGAUCAGGUAAUGGUGGUUGCUUGAACGAAGAAUGGCUUUGGGCACCCUCUACCUCCACCCUCCGGUGGGAAGAGAGCGGUGGUGGGUGCUGGGUGAUGAGACGAUGCACGGAGGGAAAAUAGAUGUGGGUGAUUUGAAAUUACAAGUGCCGAUCUCCGUGCUCAACCGCAGACACAAAAAACUCCAUACCGCGGUUAAUACAUUGGUAUGCCGAAGGAAAAGCGUGGAUACAUAUAUACGGCAACACACGUGGUUGGUGAGGGAUUGCUGUAUAUAUAACAAAAAACAUUUCAAGUAAUAUAUUUUAUCUUGAGAAAAAAAUAUUUUUUUAAUGAAAGAAAUACAUUCAAUUAAGCAAAAUUUUGUCUUAAAUCUAAUAUGUCACAUUUAAUCAUGAAAUUUGUUUUGCUAUUUUUGGUUUACGUCUCACAUGCUGUUUUUGUUGUUGCAAUUUAAAUAAUGAGAUUUAGUUUUUAUUAUAAUCAUACCAAAACAUUUUCGCUGGAAGGUCUCAGUCUAAAGAUUCCUUUUCAGGAGAGUCCUGCAUUGGAAUAUUUGACCACUUUACAGUUAUCUAAUGAGUGUUUUUCUUAUUGUGAAUUAAAAUGCUGAGAAACCCCUCCACAGAAAUUGGUUCACAAACAUAUUUGCUGUACAGUCACAUUUUGGCCAUCUCGCAGGCCAGCGGGUUUAGAAGCUCGGCAAAUAUCUAAGUGAUUCAUCAACCCUUGGUGUCAAAAGUGCUGGAUCACAGAUCAAAUGUCUGUUAUACAAAAGUCAUAGAAAUCAAUCUACCACGAAUAACCAACAUCAAUGUCAUGUGACUAGUGUGAGUAUAGCAUGCCGGAUAUGUGAGAACCAUCAAACUGCACCUGCCAAAAUGAAAAGUGUGAAUGUGAAUCGUGUUAGGGAGUCCAAUGUAAUUUAAGUUAAUCAAGCGUAGUUUUCGGAUGCUAUCAUGAUGUAAUGGUGAGCGCAUUGGAAUUCCAAUGCAGAUAUCAUCAGUUUGAACUCCCAGCACAAUAUUUUAAGCCCCUGGGUACGUUUCUUAAAUCGCCUCCGCCUCUGUCCAUCCAGAGUAUUGAUGGAUACACCAGUCAAUCGCCAGAUAUAGCAUGUGGUGGGGUAAAGUGUGGAUACUCUCUCAUCUCCGCCCAACAUGGCAGAGUAUACCAAAUACUAUAGUCUCUAGACGGAUUUCUAGCGCUCUCUGUCAUGAAGGCCCUGUUGCUUACAGAGGUAAGGAAUUUCAGAAGCUCACUCUUCACACCUGAUGCAGUUUUCAAUUGUGUGAUGUGUAAGUCAAUUAUUGCAAAAGACUUUAACUGUUAAGUUGAUAAUCAACAAUAAAAU